AUGCCUCAAGACCCAAAAAUUUCGCUUCACCCUCAUGACACCGCUCAUUUUCUGAAGCUUUCUGCAGCACUUCGUAUCUUGAUUCGACGAGAUUUAUCAGAUGAUGAUAUUGAUCGCGCAGAUGCUUUGAUACGAGAGUAUAACGUGGAGCUAAUACAUCUUUACGGCUCUGGUGCCAUCAAAAAUCAUCAUCAUUUCCCUACCCAUACAAACAAUCACGCAAAUGGCGGCCUCGAAACGAUAAUUUUCCGUGGGUUCCAAUCGACAUGUGAGAUUGGAAGACUGCUUAUAUACAAAUCUCAAGGAUAUUAUACCAACAGCUUCUCAAGUGUAUGGACGCAUUACCUGCGACCAGUGGCUCACAAGACCCCUUCCUCGAGCUUUUAUCGCAUAGCGCGCGAUGCUGACAAGACACUACCUACAUAUGAACGAGAAGAUUACCACGGCACGUAUUAUUGGACAAAGGAUGAAUGGCAGAAAGAGUAUCAAAAUGGCCGUGGUGUUCAAACCCUUUUAAGUAGCUCUUGA
Molecule: messenger RNA, 528 nt
Organism: Suillus subalutaceus
Lineage: Eukaryota; Fungi; Basidiomycota; Agaricomycetes; Boletales; Suillaceae
Exons: 4
Coding region: 1-528 (175 amino acids)
Source: RefSeq, a predicted model, not a curated record